AUGCCGAUGUACCAGGUAAAACCCUAUCACGGAGGCGGCGCGCCUCUCCAUGUUGACCUGCCAACCUGCAUGUACCGACUCCCUAACGUGCACGGCCGGAGCAGCGGUCCCGCACCCGACGCGGGCCACGUGCAGGGGGAGUCCAACCCAUCUCUUCAAGCCCUCGAGUCUCGGCAAGAUGCGAUUUUAAAAUGCCUGUAUGAACUGAAAGCCGCGGUCGACAGCCUCUCCAAGAUGAUCCAGACGCCUGACGCGGACGUGGACGUAACCAGCAUAAUCCAAGCUGACGAGCCCACUGCUGUAACCACCAGUGCAUUGGACUUGAAUUCAGUGCUUGGAAAGGAUUACGGAGCACUCAAGGACAUCGUGAUCAACGCAAACCCAGCCGAGCCUCCGCUCUCGCUGCUGGUGCUGCACAGUCUGCUCUGUGACCAGUACAGGGUCCUGUCCACUGUCCACACGCACUCGUCCAUCAAGAGUGUGCCGGAAAACCUCCUCAAGUGCUUUGGAGAACAGACUGCGAAACAGGCUCGUCACGAAUACCAGUUGGGUUUCACUUUGAUUUGGAAGAACGUGCCAAAGACUCAGAUGAAGUUCCGCGUGCAGACCAUGUGCCCCAUUGAAGGUGAAGGGAAUAUUGCCCGGUUUCUGUUCUCUCUCUUUGGCCAGCAGCAUAAUGCUGUUGAUUUAACCCUCAUAGACAGCUGGGUAGACGUCGCUGUCUUUCAGCUCAAAGAGGGAAGCAGUAAAGAAAAGGCCGCUGUGUUCCGCUCCAUGAACUCUGCUCUUGGGAAGAGCGCCUGGCUCGUUGGGAACGAACUCACCGUAGCAGAUGUAGUGCUGUGGUCUGUGCUUCAGCAGCAUGGGGGUGCCGGCGGGGCGGUGCCUGCCAAUGUGCACAAGUGGAUGAACUCCUGUGCAAACCUGAUCCCCUUUAACACUGCCCUCAAGCUCCUUAAGUGA
Messenger RNA from Orycteropus afer afer, 963 nucleotides. RefSeq names its product aminoacyl tRNA synthetase complex interacting multifunctional protein 2 (gene AIMP2). The transcript is spliced from 4 exons. NCBI's taxonomy places the organism in Eukaryota, Metazoa, Chordata, Mammalia, Tubulidentata, Orycteropodidae. Gene Ontology annotation, cellular component: aminoacyl-tRNA synthetase multienzyme complex. The record is from RefSeq and is a predicted model, not a curated record. Bases 1 to 963 code for a protein of 320 amino acids.